UCCGAUUUGGCAUAUCAUCUUCCGGUCGUUGGACCCACGCUAUCUAAAUUUUUCAAAACCAUUUAUUUUAUCGAGAAUUUUCAUUUUAUGGCAUUCUGUAUAGUUUAAGUAUCAAAAAUGGUUACAAUAGAAGUACUGUACAAAGAUUUUGGGGUUCUUGCAGAUGCUAAAGACAAAGCUGGCCAGCAUGAAAAGGAGUACCUGUCCAUUCUUAGUGCUACAAAAGGGGGACCUGGGGAAAAGAGAUUGGCAUCACAGUUCAUCACUCGCUUCUUCAAGUACUUUCCAAAUCAUGCAGGGACAGCCAUUAAUGCUAUGUUUGAUUUGUGUGAAGAUGAUGAUGCAAUGACACGUAAACAAGCCAUUAAAGACUUGCCGACUUUGUGUAAGUCAGCCCCUGACCAGGUCUCAAAGAUUGCCUCUGCCCUGACACAGCUGAUGGGGACAGAUGAUGCUACAGAGAACAGUCUUAUACAAAGCUCAUUUAUAUCACUCUUCAAAUUUGAUUCUAAAGGUGCAUUAGAGGGAAUCUUUGGUCAGAUUUUGGGAGAUGAUGAAACUGUACGAGAGAAAGCAAUCAAAUUUUUGGGAGCUAAGAUCCGAACUCUACCAGAGGACACAUUUGACAGCCAUUCUGAAGAAUUACUCAUCAACAUGUGCAAGAAAGUGCUACAAGAUGUUACUAAAGAUGAGUUUAUUGCUAUAAUGGAGAUCCUGAAAUGUCAGAAAACCAUGACAACAGUCCAAGGGAGGCAACAGCUGGUAGACAUUGUGACAGAACAAGCAGAAUUGGACCAACCUUUUGAGGCAACAGACCCAGAUUGUGUAGACAGACUUACCCAGUGUAUCAAGCAUGCUGUUCCACUUUUCUCU
Molecule: messenger RNA, 873 nt
Organism: Saccostrea cuccullata (small rock oyster)
Lineage: Eukaryota; Metazoa; Mollusca; Bivalvia; Ostreida; Ostreidae
Product: apoptosis inhibitor 5-like
Exons: 6
Biological process (GO): negative regulation of apoptotic process
Cellular component (GO): nucleus
Molecular function (GO): RNA binding
Source: RefSeq, a predicted model, not a curated record